Alternaria ventricosa is the source of this 894-nucleotide messenger RNA. RefSeq lists its product as uncharacterized. The record is from RefSeq and is a predicted model, not a curated record. The transcript is spliced from 2 exons. Lineage: Eukaryota; Fungi; Ascomycota; Dothideomycetes; Pleosporales; Pleosporaceae. The coding region runs from base 1 to 894 and encodes 297 amino acids.
AUGCUGGAAGUAAGCAACAUUGAGCCAAUUACGGGUGUUCGCAGGGCAUAUUUCGAAGACCUCCGAAAGAACAACGUUCCUCAAUUCCUAUUUCGCACUUGGAGCAGCAAAAGCGGUGGAGGACCAGAACACGCAACUAACAGUGUCAAGGAGAUCAUUCCGCACGGCUUCAUGGAGAGAGCCUCUGGAAGCGGAUUCUACGAGAAGGCAGAAAGCGAGCUUUACAAAAUGGUGGCAAUGCACUUCAGCAACGAUAAUAGCCCUUGGUUCAGCUCCGAGUUUAGCUCAUGGACCGGCUCACUUCAUCUAGCGCUCUAUUAUGCUAGAUCUAUAGACGAACAACACGACCCCCACGUAGCCGUCAUCGACACACGGCAGCUGGAUGAAGAGGUCCUCGUGUGGCACGUUCCGCACCUAUAUUACGAGGGUGGGCUUCAUGAGUACAUGGCACACGGCCCCAUCAGAGGCAUUGGAUACAAGGCAGUAUCGUACAAGGCCUUGAUGUCAUCCGGCCUGGCAAAUGUCUUUCCCGAAUUAGGGCAAGAUGAUAUAUCUAAAUUCGGCUUCAACUUACGAAACCAGAUGUUCAACGGGCCUCCAAAUCCUUUCCCAGAAGACGAGAUGGAAAACUCUGACGAGAUCAAGCAGAUACGAAAGAUCGCUGAUCUUUACGACCAUCUUUCACUACCGGUAGCGACUGGCUUGAUAUGUCUGAGGCCGAGACCGUGGAUACGUUCGCAGCCCGAGGGCAGGGCCGCAUUGGAACAGGCCGCGAAGCUGUUCGCGGGCGCGGAGCUGCCCAGCGAUUUUGAAAGGGGGAAUUGGCUUCGCGAAGGAGUGGUACUGACUGAGUCUCACAUGGAUUCAAUGACCUUUCCUGACGUGCGACAGUAG